CCAGUAGCUUCCGGCAGCAGGCAGAAACACAGACCUGCAGAGAGAAAGGAAGGAGAGGGAGAGAGGGACAGAGGGACAGAUGAAGUCGUAAAGGAACAGAGGGCAGGAAGACAGAAGCACACGGGACGUCAGGUCUGCUCCAGUAACGUCCUCCUCACUGCCAUCCGCCAGUCCCAUGGAGAUAAUAUUUGGCAGGAAUAAGAAAGAGCAGCUGGAGCCAGUGUCGGCCAGAGUGACAGGCAAGAUUCCAGCAUGGCUGCAGGGGACCCUGCUUCGAAAUGGGCCUGGGAUGCACACGGUUGGGGAGAGCAAGUACAACCAUUGGUUUGAUGGCCUGGCCCUUCUCCACAGUUUCUCCAUCAGAGAUGGGGAGGUCUUCUACAGGAGCAAAUACUUGCAGAGCGAUACCUACAGCGCCAACAUCGAGGCCAACAAAAUCGUGGUGUCUGAGUUUGGAACAAUGGCCUACCCAGACCCCUGCAAAAACAUCUUUUCCAAAGCUUUCUCCUACCUGUCCCACACCAUCCCCGAUUUCACAGACAACUGCCUGAUCAACAUCAUGAAGUGCGGAGAUGACUUCUAUGCCACCACAGAGACCAACUACAUCAGGAAGAUUAACCCCCAGACUCUAGAGACCCUGGAGAAGGUUGAUUACCGGAAGUAUGUGGCUGUCAACCUGGCGACCGCACACCCUCAUUAUGAUGCAGCUGGAAACGUCCUUAACAUGGGCACGUCCAUCGUGGACAACGGGAGGACAAAAUAUGUCAUGUUUAAGAUCCCUGCCACAGUGCCAGGCACCGAGAAGAAAGGGAAGAGCCCCUUGAAGCACACGGAAGUGUUCUGCUCCAUCCCCUCCCGCUCACUCCUCUCCCCCAGCUACUACCACAGCUUCGGAGUCACAGAGAACUAUGUCAUCUUCCUGGAGCAGCCUUUCAAGCUGGAUAUCCUCAAAAUGGCCACCGCAUACAUGCGGGGAGUGAGCUGGGCUUCCUGCAUGUCGUUCCACAGGGAGGACAAGACUUACAUUCAUAUCAUCGACCAGAGGACCAGGAAGCCUGUGCCAACCAAGUUCUUCACGGACCCCAUGGUGGUCUUCCACCAUGUCAACGCCUAUGAGGAGGAUGGCUGUGUUGUGUUUGACGUUAUCGCCUAUGAAGACAGCAGCCUCUAUCAGCUCUUCUACCUGGCCAACCUGAACCGGAACUUCGAGGAGAAUUCCAGGAUGACGUCAGUGCCCACCCUCAAGAGGUUUGCUGUACCGCUCCAUGUGGACAAGAAUGCAGAAGUGGGCUCAAAUUUAAUCAAGGCGACAUCUACAAGAGCAACAGCCUUGAAGGAGAAAGAAGGUCAUGUCUACUGCCAGCCUGAAGUUCUCUAUGAAGGCCUAGAACUCCCUCGGAUAAAUUAUGCUCACAACGGGAAGCCCUAUCGCUACAUCUUUGCUGCUGAAGUUCAGUGGAGUCCCAUUCCGACCAAGAUACUAAAAUACGAUGUUCUGACAAAGUCCUCCUUAAAGUGGGGUGAGGAGUGCUGCUGGCCAGCGGAACCCGUGUUUGUACCCACGCCAGGAGCCAAGGAUGAGGAUGAUGGACUGAGCUACCAUUCAGAAAACCCAUACAUCAGAGGCCGAUCACAGACUAAUGCAUGAAAACAAGGCUUUCUCAAGCGGAGUGCGGAUGAAGUACCAGCUCUGGAGGUCUGUCUGAUUGCUUUCUGAAAAUAGUUGGAUUGGUUGAAGUGUUUAAAGGUAAAUCAGAAGGAGGCGGGCUGGAGAGAUUGCUCAGUGGUGAAGAACACGGGCUACUCUUGCAGAGGAUGCAAGUUUGAUUCCCAGCAUCCAUACUGGAUGGCUCACAACCAACUGUAACUCCAGGUCCAGGGGAUCCAACGCCUCUGGUCUCCACGGGCAUCUGUGCUCAUGUGCACACAGCCACACAGAGACACGCAUAAUUAUAAAUAAUAAAAGUGGGGUAUGGUGGCACACGCCGUUAGUCUCAGCGCUCGGGAGGCAGAGACAGGGGGAUCUUUAUGAAUCCAAGGCUGGCCUGUGAAACAUAAACAAAUGCAUGCAGCAUGAGAUAAGGGAGACAGAACAGGGUAUUUAAAGAUCUAGUAUGGAAGGCAAGACCACGUGAUGAAGUUAGGAGAUAAAUAAAGUUCACCUAACUCUCAGAAUUAGGGUCAAAGAAAAACAAAAGGGGAGAUGAAUAUCAACUCAGCCCUGAAGACAGUGCUGGCUCUACAGGAGGAGAAACUCGAUGUUACUUAAAGGUCAACUACAGGUUGAUAAUUCCCAAGCUGAGCAAGAUCCCACCAAAACCAAAGGCAAUGGUGGUAGGAGAAAUGGUGACAAUAAGAGGAACAAUACAGCACGCGUGGAGUGCCUACCGAGUGCCAGACCCUGGUGCUGGCCUUGGCCAGCGCCAUCUCAUUGUGCCCUCCCCAUCGCCAGGUGAGGAAGUGCUUUGGCUACCCCAGGUUUAGAGAAACAGUGCUGUGUCUCUGACUGCUCUGGGAAUUCUAGACUUAACUAUUUUAACCAGAGCAGCUGAGACCAGGAGCCACCAAGCUCCGGUCAAUUGACAUUCCCUUCAUGGACGCCACGGGAGGGCUGUGUCUCACCUGAGGUUCAGCCACUUCCUGCUGGGCUCCCUUCCCAGCUGUGGGCACUUCUGCCCCAGAUGCCUGUGGUUUCAUGAGAUACUGUAGAGAGUCUGAGAAGUUCAUUGAAGUGAGGGAGGUGUGGAUGGAGAGGAAGCAGGUCAUUUAUGCAGCUUUAGGGAAAUCACAACUACAUUCAGGUAAGACUUUGGGGGUCACACAUGUCCCUGUACGUAACCUAUCCCUCACACUCUGUAAGUAACCCCAAUAAAUUCAUCCUGCUCUGAUGGAAUAGUUACUUUGUUCAGUCAUUGGUGCCCUAUAGGGGGAGAGGGCAUCUGUCAGGGUCUCCUUUGGAAGAGUUAAGACAAUACUAUGUAAACUUCCCCAGCCUCCAAGGCUGAGACCCAGAGGAAGUACAAUGGGUAAGGAGGAUUCAAAUGAGUUCAGAUGAUUAGAUAUGUCCAAAGUGCAAUGAAUUAUUUAUACCAUGUAAAUAUUACCAGAUAAACCAGCUUACCAGACACCCCACAGCC
This is a messenger RNA of Alexandromys fortis (reed vole), 3137 nucleotides long. RefSeq names its product beta-carotene oxygenase 1 (gene Bco1). Bases 176 to 1648 code for a protein of 490 amino acids. Gene Ontology annotation, molecular function: carotenoid dioxygenase activity; beta-carotene 15,15'-dioxygenase activity. NCBI's taxonomy places the organism in Eukaryota, Metazoa, Chordata, Mammalia, Rodentia, Cricetidae. The transcript is spliced from 11 exons. Gene Ontology annotation, biological process: carotene catabolic process; retinal metabolic process. The record is from RefSeq and is a predicted model, not a curated record.